UUUGCAUUUGAGAAAUUAUGAAAAGAGUCAAUUUGUAAAAUAAUAUGAUAAUCGAAGUUUAAUUGCAUACUCUAAAAUAAGUGUUUGUACAUACAAAUUAUAGGGUCAUCAAUAUUUAAUUGUAAAUAAAUUGAAUUUAACACAGAUAUUAUUUACACGCUAAAAGCAGAAUAUGCGAACAGACAGAAGUUUAACACCGUGGCUGACACAUGAUGCGAUCAAAUUUUCUUUCAAAAUAGCAAAUAUACUCAUUUGGAAUGCCUACCUUUUAGGAUAUGCAGAUGUCUUUCCAGUUGCAUAUGGCCAGGUUGUAAUCACUUCUAAUUCCACCGUGCAGACCGAGUACUCUUCCCUACAAAUCAAAUGCACUCUACAGUCACCUGUUGAGGAUUAUGCCAUCUGGAGAAGGAGACGCUAUGGUGAAACUAUCGAUACAACCGUACUUACCACAUUGAUAAAGGGCACUGACCAGUGCAUCUACGAUCCAGAUAUUCCUCCCGAUUAUAUUGUGUGUAGCUGCAGAUCCAUGGAGUAUACCUGCACCAUUAAACACCUGACACGUGAUCAGGAUGGAGAUCAAUGGAGAUGUACAAGUUCUAUAGCUCAACAGCAGGUGUCAAGCAGUUAUUUGACUUUUCAGAUAUUUAUUCAAAUAUCGAGCGUGACGCUAUCACCGUCGUUUGACACUGUACGGGUUGUUGAAAACUUUACCCAUACAUUCGUUUGUCGAACUGCAUGGGGGAAACCUGCUGCGAUGGUCACAUGGUACAAAUCAUCUGAGACAUCUGAUGUUGCAAUCACGACAGGAAUACAAUCUUCCCAAAGCAGACACAAAGAUAGGACAAUCCAGGUGACCAGUAUCCUGACAUACACAGCUUUGAGGGAAGACGCCGGCUACAGAGUGUUCUGUAGGGCAACAAAUGGUGGUGAUACCGUGCAUUCAACUAGCAGGCCUCAACUGGACAUAGUGUAUCCACCCACCGAUGGUCCAGUUAUAGAAGGUUUACCUGAUGCUGGUGUAUACACGAUGAUUCGUGGCUCGUCAAAUCAGCAACGACUGACAUGCUCUGUCACUGGAGGUAAUCCACUGCCAACACUGUCCUGGAACUGCUAUGUUGGUACACAUAAUGGUUCAAAGCAAGGUAACAUUGUAACACGGACUGUGUACUGGACUGCUGGUGUGAAUAAAGACUCAACCUGUACCUGCACUGCACUACACACUGAGACUAGCUGGACGAGGACUACGUCUGUUUCUGUCAUUGUACUAUACAGGAGUGCGAUAAUUGCAUUCUAUGUAAAUCCUGCCCAACAGAAUAUGACCGCUGAAGCAUCAGAAGGCAGUCCGCUCAAACUCACCUGUGUGACUGACAGUAAUCCAUUGGCUAACAUUACUAUGAAAAGAAAUGGCGUAACGGUACAAGAAAUGAGCUCUGUCAGACAGAUAGAGUAUAUUAAACCAAACAGCUCCUGCGAGAAUGACAUGGGGGAAUACUCGUGUUUGUCACAGAAUGAACUGAAUCAAUCUCCAGAGAUGAAGAUUCUGCAUUACUAUGUGUUAUGUAAACCGAGGCUAUCUCCAUUUGCAAAACUCAUUGAAAACGUAACUGGUAGUCUACUCUCUUCUGUUGACUUUUCCGUUACGGUGGUCGCAUAUCCAGCGCCCGUUUAUACUUGGCAGAAAUUUGGUGAAUCAGGCUGGAAAGACGUUAAACUCUCUGCAAGGAUAUCAAUCUUUACGUCCGAUGACCAGUCGCAAUCAAAUGUUAGCAUUUCUAAGAUCCAGGAGGCAGAUUUUGGAAGCUAUCGAGUACUAGCUAACAACUCACAAGGAGGGAUAUACAUCAUGCUUUACUUCUCCAUGGCCUCAUCUAGACCCGACACGCCAAGAUACUUCUUUUACACACAACCCCUGCAUCCUCAAGAUACAGCAAUGUUUUAUUGGCUUACUGGCUACAACGGAGGCUUCAUGCAAACAUUGUACAUCGAAUACAAACAAAUUGAGUUUCCGAGAUGGGAUCGAGUGUCUGUUGUUGAAGAUAAAUCUGUGCUUCUGAUGAACUUCACAGUCGAAAAUUUAAGUCCAGCAACAGACUAUCAAGCGCGGAUAUAUGCAAUAAACAAGAUCGGAAUAUCAGAUAUUAGUGAUACUAUUACAUUUACAACACUAGACAGCAAAACAUGUGCUACUCAGAGAGCGGUGUCCCAAAUAGGGUCAAUCGUUGCUGGAGUUGUGCCGGGGAUUAUUCUUGUUGGCGUCAUUGCAGUGUUGGUUUACUUGCGUCUGACUUACCAAUGCACGAAGAAGGGUGAAGAAAGCCGCGCAGCUGUUUACGAAGAUGUGAGCGGCAAAAACGAAAUAACAAAACAAGCCUACGAAGGAUUGCAGUCUGCUAAUGCGAGCAAAACGUCAGAUAAGGAUAAUCCGGAAAACGCCCCCAAAACACACUACGAGGCUCUUAGUAAGUAAAACGUUGCUAACAUCUAUUUUACCACAUAGGUAAUUGUAUUACUGCUUAUUAAUCGUUGGGUCUAAUUAUAUGUAUUACGUAUACAUUAAUUUACAUGACAAGUGGAACGAUUGUUAUGACAUAGUCAUGAUAGUAUUUUGUAUGUUCUCACAUAACUAACAUAACUAUAUUAUAUUUUAGCCCCCGACCAAAGGUGAGUGUAUUGUUUAUCUAUUCUCAUCACGUUUAUAUUACAGUUUAUAUAAUUAG
This is a messenger RNA of Dreissena polymorpha, 2717 nucleotides long. RefSeq names its product hemicentin-1-like. Gene Ontology annotation, biological process: cell-cell adhesion. The transcript is spliced from 11 exons. Gene Ontology annotation, molecular function: cell adhesion molecule binding. The record is from RefSeq and is a predicted model, not a curated record. The coding region runs from base 173 to 2467 and encodes 764 amino acids. Lineage: Eukaryota; Metazoa; Mollusca; Bivalvia; Myida; Dreissenidae. Gene Ontology annotation, cellular component: cell-cell junction.